This is a messenger RNA of Gryllus bimaculatus (two-spotted cricket), 1107 nucleotides long. The record is from the annotation of a GenBank genome assembly. Lineage: Eukaryota; Metazoa; Arthropoda; Insecta; Orthoptera; Gryllidae.
AUGGGCACUAUCAGUCUUUGGUCAGAGCGACACGAGGAGGCAGUGCCCAUCUUUGGCCUCGAAUGGAUUAAGAAUGAGAUAUGUGAUAUGUACCAACAUUUGAGAAAUAGUGGAUAUUAUUUGGAAGUUCUUGGCUCCCCAUUCACCUGCUUUGAUGCAUCACAAUAUGGGACUAUUUUACUAGUUGAUGCAGAAGAAGAAUAUUUCCCUGAGGAAGUAGCCAAAUUGAAGAGAGAUGUUGACAAUGGCCUUUCAUUGAUUGUUUUUGCUGAUUGGUAUAAUGUAACCGUGAUGAAGAAAGUCAAGUUUUACGAUGAAAAUACCAGACAAUGGUGGAUGCCUGACACAGGAGGAGCGAAUGUUCCUGCAUUAAAUGACUUAUUGUCGUCAUGGGGCAUAGCUCUUGGAGACCGUGUAUUUGAAGGUGAUUUCACGCUAGGGGAUCAUGAUAUGUAUUUUGCCUCUGGUACUAGCAUAUCACGUUUCCCAGAAGGUGGCUUGAUCAUUUCUCAAACUCUUAAAGAUCAGGAUUGCUUUUGGAUGCUAGAUGCAUUGCUCGAAUAUACUUCUUCUGGUCACCUUCCCUCAAUUUUUAAAUAUCAUCAGUCCGAAUUUAGUCAAAAAAUUAUCGAUUUGCCUCAGAGGAUGGAAGGAAAUCAUCUUUACAGAUAUUCAAAGGUACUGGAGAAUCAUAUGGGUAGUCUCCAAACUAGGCCAUUACCUCAGUGCCCUCAUCUUGUGUGGACACAUCCUAUUCCUCUUAACAAGUCUGCACCAACGUACUCCCAGAAACUUCUCUCGUUCGCAAUUGAUGGCCAGUUUCCUGUUUGGAAGAUAGGUCCCCCACCCAAAGGGGGCUCUGGAAAUCCCAACGAUGGAUUGCCAGGAGACCUUUGGGGUUGGCGCACAGAAGGAUCAAAUCCCGGCUACUAUGAUGAAGACAGUUUGAGCCUAGGCCCCGCUUUGAUCUUGACAGUUCUUUCAUUUCUUGUGGUAUGUUUAGCAUAUCGUUGUUAUCAUCAGAGGACUCGACCACGAAGAAAACGUCCACCUCGGCUUCGAAGAUUGAUGGCAGCAUUGAAUGCUGGCCGGGUCCCUGCAGUGUGA